CCUGCGUCCGCAGCCAUGGCGCUGCGGGCUCGCGGCCUCCUGCUGCUCCGCGGACGCCUGGGCCGCGGGCCCGCGCUACUCCCGGGGACGGCGGGGCGCGCGCUCCGGGGCUUUCGGAGCAGCCGAGUGAGAUAUGAAGCCAUUAUCAUCUCAGGAACUGAAAUGGCCAAACAAAUCCAGAAAGAAAUACAACGAGGGGUGGAAUCGUGGGUCGCCCUUGGGAACAGACAGCCGCACCUUAGUAUAAUUUUGGUGGGAGACAACCCAGCAAGCCACACAUAUGUGAGAAAUAAGAUAAGAGCUGCUACUGCUGUAGGUAUCUGUAGUGAACUCAUUCUAAAGCCUAAGGAUGUGUCUCAGGAAGAACUUUUGGAUAUAACUGAUCAGUUGAACAUGGACCCAAGAGUCAGUGGUAUAUUGGUUCAGUUACCACUUCCAGGUGAUGCAACUGUGACAAUUGCCCACAGAUACACCCCCAGAGAACAACUGAAGGUCCAUACCCAGUUAGCAGAUAUUAUUGUAGUAGCAGCAGGCAUUCCAAAGUUGAUUACAGCUGACAUGGUUAAAGAAGAUGCUGCUGUGAUUGAUGUGGGCAUCAACUAUGUUCAAGAUCCUGUGACAGGGAAGACAAAAUUAGUGGGAGAUGUGGACUUUGAAGCUGUGAAGAAGAAAGCUGGCCUCAUCACUCCUGUCCCAGGAGGCGUGGGACCCAUGACAGUGGCCAUGCUUUUGAAGAACACCCUUCUCGCGGCGAAAAACAGCUCUUAUCAAAUCCCAGGAAAGAGCCAAAUGAACUGAAGUCAAACUGUGUAUUUAUUUCACAAAGGGCAAAAAACCUUUAUAUUUUACUACAAAGCUAUUUAUUUCUACAUUGUAUUUAUUUUUUCAUGGAUGAAAUCCUUGUGGAUCAGAUGAUUCUGAUCUUUAUGCAUUUCCUGCUAAUGAAUUUUGAGUUUUA
This is a messenger RNA of Dipodomys ordii (Ord's kangaroo rat), 958 nucleotides long. RefSeq names its product methylenetetrahydrofolate dehydrogenase (NADP+ dependent) 2-like (gene Mthfd2l). The coding region runs from base 16 to 798 and encodes 260 amino acids. The transcript is spliced from 6 exons. Gene Ontology annotation, biological process: tetrahydrofolate interconversion. Gene Ontology annotation, cellular component: mitochondrion. The record is from RefSeq and is a predicted model, not a curated record. Lineage: Eukaryota; Metazoa; Chordata; Mammalia; Rodentia; Heteromyidae. Gene Ontology annotation, molecular function: methylenetetrahydrofolate dehydrogenase (NADP+) activity; methylenetetrahydrofolate dehydrogenase (NAD+) activity; methenyltetrahydrofolate cyclohydrolase activity.